Molecule: messenger RNA, 2884 nt
Organism: Callorhinchus milii (elephant shark)
Lineage: Eukaryota; Metazoa; Chordata; Chondrichthyes; Chimaeriformes; Callorhinchidae
Product: AMP deaminase 2
Exons: 18
Coding region: 231-2636 (801 amino acids)
Biological process (GO): AMP metabolic process; IMP salvage
Cellular component (GO): cytosol
Molecular function (GO): AMP deaminase activity
Source: RefSeq, a predicted model, not a curated record
UAAAAAAAGUGUGAGUUGAAAAUCUCUUCUUUUUCACAAAGAGAGAAAGAAAAAGGGAAUCGAGGCGACUUGCAUUGCUUAUUUUAAUUUUAUUUCUUUUUUCCCCCCCAUCCUCCUCACACUCACUCACUCACCCACUCACUCACAUAUUCCUCUUCUCUAUCACCUCUUUGCCAACUUGUCACCCAAUACCUUCGUUGCUCUUAUUUGUUUGCAAUUUGGAAGAAACGAUGGAUCUGUCCAAAGACUUGCAAAGCAAGACCGGAGCCCUGAAACAAAUCCACUGCUCUCAGUCGCUGCCUGGGACCCCGUUGUCCUUGAAAAACUUCCCUCUUCACCUCCGCACCUCCAUGGACGGCAAAUACAAAGAGAUUGCGGAGGAGCUCUUCUCCCGGUCCAUGGCGGAGAGUGACAUGCGGAGUGCCCCGUACGAGUUCCCGGAGGAGAGUCCCAUCGAGCAGCUGGAGGAGAGGCGGCAGAGGUUGGAGCGGCAGAUCAGCCAGGACGUGAGACUAGAGCCAGAAAUCCUACUCAGAGCCAAACAGGACUUCAUGAAAAUUGACAGCGCUUCAGACCUCCAGUAUUACAAGGACCAAAUUGAUUCCUCCGCUGAGCACUUCCCGGAGGAGCAGAAGCCGGCACUGGUGAGGGAGUUCCAGCGGGUCAGCAUAUCGGGAGAGGAGAAAUGCGGGGUUCCGUUCACUGACCUCCUGGACGCUGCCAAGUGCAUCGUGAAGAGCCUGUUUAUGCGGGAGAGGUACAUGGCGCUGUCGUUGCAGGGCUUCUACAAGACCACACGGCGCUUCCUGCAGCAGCUGGAGGAGAAGCAGCAGCAGGCGAACAUCUACGACGAGAUGCCAGAGACGCCCAUCAAACCAGAUGCCCCCAUGCUCCUGCCGUUCGCCGAGGAGCACCCCUACAAACACUGUGAACCAGCCCUGAUGCCCGAGGACGUGGGGUUCGGCUGCAGGAUGACGGACGGAGUGGUCCACGUGUAUUCUCAGUGCGGGGUGAUGGACAAGUCUACAGAGCUGGACCUUCCUUGCCCAGAUCUCCAGGAGUUUACCGCAGACAUGAACGUUUUAAUGGCCCUGAUCAUCAACGGACCCGUAAAGUCCUUCUGCUAUCGUCGCCUGCAGUACCUGAGCUCCAAGUUCCAGAUGCACGUGCUGCUGAACGAGAUGAAGGAGUUGGCGGCCCAGAAGAAAGUGCCCCAUCGCGACUUCUACAACAUCCGCAAAGUUGACACCCACAUCCACGCCUCGUCCUGCAUGAACCAGAAGCACCUGCUGCGCUUCAUCAAGCGGGCCAUGAAGAAGUACCCCAACGAGAUCGUGCACGUGGAGAACGGGAAGGGACAGACCCUCAAGGACGUCUUCGAGACCAUGAACCUGACCGCAUACGACCUGAGCGUGGACACGUUGGACAUGCAUGCGGAUCGGAACACCUUUCACCGGUUUGAUAAAUUCAACGCCAAGUACAACCCUAUCGGUGAGUCCAUCCUCCGCGAGAUCUUCAUCAAGACAGACAAUCACAUCCAAGGCAAAUAUUUUGGCCACAUGAUAAAAGAGGUGAUGGAGGACCUGGAGGAGAGCAAGUACCAGAACGCCGAGCUGCGUCUGUCUGUGUACGGCCGGUCCCGGGACGAGUGGGACCGACUGGCCAAGUGGGUGGUCAAGCACAAGGUCUACUCCAACAACGUGUGCUGGCUGAUCCAACUGCCGCGGCUCUUUGAUGUCUUCCGCACAAAGAACCAGCUGGCCAGCUUCCAAGACAUGCUGGAGAAUAUCUUUAUUCCCAUCUUUGAAGCCACCAUUAACCCUCGCAACCACCCAGAGCUUCACCUUUUCCUUCAGCAUGUGGUGGGCUUUGACAGUGUGGACGACGAGUCGAAGCCUGAACACCAGAUCUUCAAUGCAGACAGCCCCCUGCCCGUCAACUGGACAGAGGAUGAUAACCCCCCCUACUCCUAUUACCUCUACUACAUGUUUGCCAACAUGACGGUUCUGAACCACCUCCGCAAGAAGAGGGGCUUCAACACGUUUGUUCUACGCCCGCACUGUGGAGAGGCUGGGCCUAUCCAUCACCUCAUAUCGGGUUUCAUGCUCUCUGAGAAUAUCUCUCAUGGUCUUCUGCUGCGAAAGGCUCCAGUGCUGCAGUACCUCUACUACUUGGCCCAGAUUGGAAUUGCCAUGUCACCACUGAGCAACAAUAGUCUGUUUCUCAGCUACCACCGAAACCCACUGCCAGAGUACCUCUCCCGAGGCCUGAUGGUGUCGCUCUCCACGGACGACCCACUCCAGUUCCACUUUACCAAGGAGCCUCUGAUGGAGGAGUACAGCAUCGCUGCACAGGUGUGGAAGCUGAGCUCCUGCGACAUGUGCGAGCUGGCGAGGAACAGUGUGAUGAUGAGUGGCUUCUCCCACAAGGUGAAGAGCUAUUGGCUGGGACCAAACUACCAGAAGGAGAGCAUCGAGGGCAAUGAUAUUCGCCGCACCAACGUGCCGGAUAUCCGCGUGGGUUACCGGCACGAGACUCUGUGCGAGGAGCUGAACCUGAUCACGCAGGCGCUCAUCACCGCCGAACAGUUAGAGAACGACACCUUGAACAUGACCCCGAUUCCCGAGUCACAAUAAAGCUGCCUUUUUUUUUAACAGCGGAUGAAAAUCUUCGCCCUGCAGGAGGUCUGAGUUUUAAUAGAACUGGACGCCCGUAGAAUGCUAGAGUACCUGCCAGCGUUAACCACAUUGUCUUUAUUAGGCGUUAGACGCAGAUAGCCUCUCAAGUCUUCACCCCUUUCUAUUGCGCGCACAGACCGCGGCAUCUGCUCUCGGCGUCCGUCCUUGCUUUUUUUUUUUCCGGUGACGUGUAACUUAUUUGCAAA